Molecule: messenger RNA, 939 nt
Organism: Camelina sativa (false flax)
Lineage: Eukaryota; Viridiplantae; Streptophyta; Magnoliopsida; Brassicales; Brassicaceae
Biological process (GO): protein quality control for misfolded or incompletely synthesized proteins
Cellular component (GO): endopeptidase Clp complex
Molecular function (GO): ATP-dependent peptidase activity; ATPase binding; serine-type endopeptidase activity
Source: RefSeq, a predicted model, not a curated record
GCGUGGUUGGUUAAAUAAUUGUAUUGAGAACAAAAUUUUUUUUGGCCCGAUCGUGUUUUUCUCUUCCUCUCUCUCUCGCUCUCUGUCGCAAACCUCUCAAUCCAAGGAGAUUGAAUCGGUCGGAAUCGUUGGAGAUGGAAUCGGAGGAGUCUGAAGGAGAUUGAACUUGGCCGAGAUUGAAUUCGGAGUCUAAUCAAUUGGAGGAGAUUGAAUCGAUUGGAAUCAGAGGAGAUUGAAUCGGUGGAGCUUGAACCUAUCUCUAAUGAGAAAGAUCCUAAGAAAAAUAUCAAACUCUUUAUCAAUUCCCCUGGUGGUUCCCUCAGUGCAACCAUGGCUAUAUACGAUGUGGUUCAGCUUGUGAGAGCUGAUGUUUCGACGAUUGCUCUUGGAAUUGCUGCAUCAACAGCUUCAAUUAUUCUUGGUGCGGGAAGUAAAGGAAAGCAACUGAUGCAGAACAUUGCAGAGUUGGUAUCAAGCAUAAGAGCAGCGAAGAAGCAGGAAUCUCAGAAAGCGAAGAAGCAGGAACCUCAGGCCCCAACUGCAACCUCUGGAACUUCUUCAAAGUCAGGCAAAGGUGGCAAGAAGAAGAGAUAAACAAGCCCUAUUUUCUCCCCCUGUCGUUUAUUUUUUUCUCCUCGCAUCAGGUUCUAUCUCUUAAACUUACUGAGAAGAACACAAAGGUGUUUGCAGGUGUAACAAUGUUUCAAAUAGAAGAUAGUCUCUUCACCACUAAGCUAUUUUGGUUUAAUCACUCUGCUUGGUUUAAAAAAGAACAGAAAGUAUUAAAAUUGUUAUACUUUUGCGAUAGGAGUUUGGAUGCAUAAGCUUUUGCGUUUUACUUAUCCUUCAAAAACAUUGUUUAACAUCAAAUAUCCAAACAGUACAUUUAAGGUCUUGUCAAUAACAAAAACUAUUUAUGAAUGUUGGUCGUUAUAAGCC